Messenger RNA from Chilo suppressalis (striped riceborer), 1917 nucleotides. The record is from the annotation of a GenBank genome assembly. Lineage: Eukaryota; Metazoa; Arthropoda; Insecta; Lepidoptera; Crambidae.
AUUAAAUUGUGGUUUUAAGUGCGAUAGAAUUUAGUAAUUGAAGUCCAAUAAAAUUUUUCAUUAUAAUUUCUUUACUAAUUCACGCCCGCCCAACGCCCGAAAUGGAGCAAGGCGGGCGGCGCGAUGAAGCGAGCGCGCCUCUUACGGAUCGCGGCGUUCGAUCGUAAAUACCGCUCAAUAUAACGAUUAAUCGAUUGCCUAUGACACAUGUAAUAACACAUAACUAUGUGACAAUGAGAAUUUUCCCAAGUGUGAAAGAAAAAAGCAUCGCAACUCCGGGUCGCGGGGGCUGGCACGCUAGCCAUGUAUGGAGCGCUGCGUCGGCGCACGACGCCCCUAUAAAAGCUUCCCGCACCGCUCUCCGCCGCACUCGCAGUCUCGCUGCCGUAGAGUCAACUUCCAGCGCGUCCCUCGAUCAAACAAAACCACAAAAAUGUGCGACGACGAUGUUGCUGCGCUUGUAGUCGACAAUGGCUCCGGCAUGUGCAAGGCCGGUUUCGCCGGCGACGACGCGCCCCGCGCCGUGUUCCCGUCCAUCGUGGGUCGCCCACGUCAUCAGGGUGUGAUGGUCGGUAUGGGUCAGAAGGACUCCUACGUAGGUGAUGAGGCCCAGAGCAAGAGAGGUAUCCUCACCCUGAAGUACCCCAUCGAACACGGCAUCAUCACCAACUGGGACGACAUGGAGAAGAUCUGGCAUCACACCUUCUACAACGAGCUGCGCGUCGCCCCUGAGGAGCACCCAGUCCUCUUGACUGAGGCCCCCCUCAACCCUAAGGCCAACAGGGAAAAGAUGACCCAGAUCAUGUUUGAAACCUUCAACUCCCCGGCUAUGUACGUCGCCAUCCAGGCCGUGCUCUCCCUGUACGCCUCCGGUCGUACCACCGGUAUCGUGUUGGACUCCGGUGACGGUGUCUCCCACACUGUGCCCAUCUACGAAGGUUAUGCCCUCCCUCACGCCAUCCUCCGUCUGGACUUGGCUGGCCGUGACUUGACCGACUACCUCAUGAAGAUCCUCACCGAGAGGGGUUACUCAUUCACCACCACCGCUGAGAGGGAAAUCGUGCGUGACAUCAAGGAGAAGCUGUGCUAUGUCGCCCUGGACUUCGAGCAGGAAAUGGCCACCGCUGCCGCCUCCACCUCCCUCGAGAAGUCGUACGAACUUCCCGACGGUCAGGUCAUCACCAUCGGUAACGAGAGGUUCCGUUGCCCCGAAGCCCUGUUCCAGCCUUCCUUCUUGGGUAUGGAAUCUUGCGGUAUCCACGAGACCGUGUACAACUCCAUCAUGAAGUGCGACGUUGACAUCCGUAAGGACCUGUACGCCAACACCGUCAUGUCCGGUGGUACCACCAUGUACCCCGGUAUCGCCGACAGGAUGCAGAAGGAAAUCACCGCCCUCGCUCCCUCGACCAUCAAGAUCAAGAUCAUCGCUCCCCCCGAAAGGAAAUACUCCGUAUGGAUCGGUGGAUCCAUCCUGGCUUCCCUGUCCACCUUCCAGCAGAUGUGGAUCUCCAAGGAGGAGUACGACGAGUCCGGCCCCGGAAUCGUCCACCGCAAGUGCUUCUAAGCUGGCUGGAGGUGUGCCAGCGCGCUGUGACACCGAGCGCGGCUGCGUGAUGCUAGUGAUGAGUGUUGUGGUUCUCAUGAACGCGAGCAUUUUGUACGAUGUACGUAGUGAUACCUGACAGAACUGAACAUCUUUUAAUGGAACGCCAUCUUAUUGUAAUUGUAAUUUAUUUGUAAAAUUUAUAUAAAUUUAUAAUUUUUUUUCAAUUUUUUAUUUUUUAUUAUUAUUAUUAUAAUUAUUAUAUUAUUAAUAUACAACGGGAUCGUUAUGGAUCUCACGCCAAAUGUAAUUAAUAAAUAAACGGUUAAUUUAUUUAUUUUAAUUACAUCAUUUCUUUUUUUAUACUUACUGAA